GAAAGAAAGAAGAGAAUGACGAUCCACGUACGAAGUCGCGCACUGCGUCCGUCAGUGACGUUCGUAGAGAUGAUCCGGCGACACGGCGGCGAUGCCCUUGCCGUGGUCCGCACCUCCAUGUUCUCUUCCUUGCCGAGGCGUCGCGGAAUCACGAAGGCGAGAAAGCUUUGCCUCGCGGCAAAGGUGCUGCAAGUGCCCGCGUUGCAGAAAGCAUGCACCAUCGGCGAGGACGACGACGGGCGUCGUUAUUCGCGCUGAUUUAGUUGAAGGCUGCGGAUUUACGGAUCUACCCUUACUGCCACGCACUCGCUCUGCGCAAAGGAAUGAAACAGAACAGCGCAGCUGGAUACGCGAACGUACCCGCGUGGGCUGGCCGGAUGGUGCCAACGCGGGGGAACCGCUCGCGACCACUCGUGGAAUUGAUGUACUGCGACCGGAGAACAAUGCCUUGUGACCAACGACGUGCCGCAUUGCAGUGCAAUCUUUUCCCUCGCCGCGUCCACGCCUGACAGCACUACGGAAACGCCUACAUUUCCGAAAAUUAUGGAAAUGUGCUCGAAUGAGCGUCUGACAAAUGUGAUAUAUGAAAAUUUAAUAGUCAGUUAAAUGUAAUAAAUUAACGAGCAAAGCUAUCAACAAUUUUC
Molecule: messenger RNA, 644 nt
Organism: Acromyrmex echinatior (Panamanian leafcutter ant)
Lineage: Eukaryota; Metazoa; Arthropoda; Insecta; Hymenoptera; Formicidae
Source: RefSeq, a predicted model, not a curated record